AUAUUGUUUCUCUGUUGUAUCUAGCAACCGGUGACACUCAAUAUUUUCCCUGUUCUUAUUGGAAGGGGGCCCUGGGUGUUGCUCAGUUGCUGAAUUACCCGAGAGUGGGUAGAGUGUGGAUUCUCGGAAGGACCUACAGGGGCCUGUCAGUUGGUUAAAAGAAUCCGGAAAGAAAGGGAUUUUAGGAAGACUGAUGAUGCUCCUGUUACCUCUCAUACCUCUCAUCAUCGUAUUGAUGGUGAAUCACAGCGAUGCUCGGACUCACUCUCUGAGAUAUUUUCGCCUCGGUGUUUCGGACCCUGGCCCUGGGAUCCCUGAAUUCAUUUCAGUUGGUUACAUGGACUCUCACCCUAUCACCACAUAUGACAGUGUCACUCGGCGGAAAGAGAGCCGGGCCCCAUGGAUGGUGGAGAACCUUCCUCCUGAUCACUGGGAGAGGCACACCCAACUGCUGAGGGGCUGGCAGCAGAUGUUCCUGACGGAGCUGAAGAACCUGCAGAGUCACUACAAUCACUCAGGUGGGUUUCACACUUUCCAGAGAAUGAUUGGCUGUGAGUUGCUGGAGGAUGGCAGCACCACAGGAUUUCUUCAAUAUGCGUAUGAUGGACAGGAUUUCAUCAUCUUCCAAAAAGACACUCUCUCCUGGAUAGCCGUAGAUAGUGUGGCUCAAAUCACCAAGCGGGCAUGGGAGGCCAACCGGCAUGAGUUACAAUAUCAAAAAAAUUGGCUGGAAACAGAAUGUAUUGCCUGGUUAAAGAGAUACCUGGAGUAUGGGAAAGAUACCCUACAAAGGACAGAGCCUCCACUGGUCAGAGUAAAUCGCCAAGAAACUUCUCCAGGGAUUACAACUCUCUUCUGCAGAGCUCAUGGUUUUUACCCCCCAGAGAUUUCCAUGAUCUGGAUGAGAGAUGGGGAAGAAAUUAUCCAAGAAAUUGAUUAUGGAGACAUUCUUCCCAGUGGGGAUGGAACCUAUCAGACAUGGAUAUCAGUUGAGAUGGAUUCUCAGAGCAGCAAUAUUUACUCCUGUCACGUGCAGCAUUGUGACCGCCACAUGGUUCUUCAGGUCCCGGAAGAAUCGGAAACUAUCCUUCUGGUGAUGAAAGCCAUCUCUGGGUCCAUUGUCCUUGCCAUCAUCCUGGCUGGAAUUGGCAUCCUAGCCUGGAGAAGAAGGCCCCGAGAUGCUGAAGCAAAAAACAACAACAACAACAACAACAACAAUGCUACACCUCUUUCGAGCAUUAUAGACUAGCAAGAUGGAAUCUUCUACCUUCCUACACCGAAUCAAUGAUUGCAGAUACCUCCUGUUAUGGAUUCAGUUGUGGCCCCCCCAAAAUGUGUGUCAUCUUGGCUAGUACAUGAUUCCCAGUAUUGUGAUUGUCUACCAUUUUGUCAUCUGAUGUGACUGUCCUAUGUAUUGUAAGUCCUACCUCAAUUACGUUAAUGAGGCAGGACUCAAUCUACAAGACUAGGUUGUGUCUAAAGUCAGUCUCUUUUGAGAUACAAAAGAGAGAAGUGAGCAGAAGAGACAUGGGAGACCUCAUACCACCAA
Molecule: messenger RNA, 1549 nt
Organism: Trichechus manatus latirostris (Florida manatee)
Lineage: Eukaryota; Metazoa; Chordata; Mammalia; Sirenia; Trichechidae
Product: major histocompatibility complex class I-related gene protein
Exons: 7
Coding region: 194-1249 (351 amino acids)
Biological process (GO): antigen processing and presentation of endogenous peptide antigen via MHC class Ib; immune response; positive regulation of T cell mediated cytotoxicity
Cellular component (GO): external side of plasma membrane
Source: RefSeq, a predicted model, not a curated record